AUGGAAACAAAACAUUUCUCAGAGGACAACAGAGAUGGCUUCCUUCCCCUCUCCUCCUUGCGUCUCUUGGCUGCACCCCUGCGGCUCGCCUCGGUGGCCAUGUGGCUGGUGACCCAGCAGAAAGAUGUGAUGCAUUAUGGAGAGCUGGAGGAGUUUGUGUCGCUGGUGACAGAGACGGUCCCUGAGCUGCUGAGUUACAGAAAAAGGGUCCAACUCAUUCUGGGGCUGCGAGCAAGACUGAUUCUGGAGUUGUGUCGGGGCGAGCACCUAGCUGACCCCGCGACCAUCCAGCACCACCUGGACAAGUUCCGGCCUCCUGUAGCUCCUCCUCUGCAUAGCGAAAUGAGUGAUACGGAGUUGGAGGUGUUGGAAGCCAAUUUUCUGGAGCUGGUGCAAACUCUGCUGAAAGACCCAGUGGAGAGAGAACACUUCUUCCAGGAGGUGUUCCCAGUCGAGUACGGGCCCCAGUACGACCUUGCACUGCAGCUCCUGGUGACCGAGUUCGUCUCCAGACUGGAGCAGCUGCUGCCAGUGCCAAACUGGGGACAGAUAGUGCGCUGGCUUAGUGCUGCCCCCUCUGGUGUGGAGGAAUGUCUUCACAGUGUCUCUGAUCCACAGCAGCUGAAGAUGCUGCUGCAACACCACAGAUGUCUUGGCCAUCUGGAUAGGCAUGAUGCUGUUUCCACCAUGGGUGAUUGCAUCCUCUCCUCUCUUUCUCUCCCUCCCAUAGUGAGAGUGGUUAUUGCCACUGAGCAGAUUGACUCUGACAGCCAGUCGGAGUCCAUGCGUGACUCCAUUUUAAGCCCUGCAUCUGAAAGCAAAGAGGAGGACUUGGAAUAUAUGAUUGACAGCACGGUUCACACAAAGGUGGACUUGAGAGUUGACAGUGGGCUUGCGCAUGAAGGAAAAGCAGAUCGUGGGCAACAUGAGGCAGUGAGCCAGUCACUCCUGGUUUCCUGUCUGCUCCAGCAGCCCACUGUACUGAUCCAGCGCCUAGAUCUCUCUAACAUCUCCCAUCCUGUAGUGACACUUCCUCUUCCAGUGUCAAGUACUGGGGAUAAGGAAGGAAAUUCUCCACGGGGACAGGAAGAGUUCUCUGCGAUGAGGGAAUUGCAGAAGGACCGGCUUGUGAACCACAAGAGAAAGAGGAAGUGUGCUAAAGUGUGCAGCGUGUCUCCCGUCAUCUUCCCCAAGGAAGGAAACACAGGAGCCAGCACCCUGUUAUCUGAUGGAAGCAAAAGCAUCCCCUGGACGGAGAGGGAGACGCUUGUCCUCAUUGACAUUUGGGGAAGGGACAAAAUCCAGCGCAAUUUGAAGGACUGCACACGGAACAGAAACAUUUUUGCUGUCAUUUCAAGGAAAAUGGCCGCCCAGGGGUUCUUUAGAACACCUGAGCAGUGCCAGUCUCGGAUUAAAAGACUGAAGUGGAGCUUCCGCCAGUCCUCAGAUGGCAACAGAUCAGGGUGCAAAUUCUACAGUCAGCUGGAGCGAAUAAUUGGGAAUAAAACCCAGGCCACUGCUGUCGGGACUGUGCAUUUGACCGAGGACACAGACGGAGAGUCCACGACUGACUCUGACUUGGCCACAGAUUCCCCAGGAGCUGCUGGAAGCAAAAAAAUCCCGUGGACAAACCGAGAAACCCGUACCCUCAUCGACAUCUGGGGGGAGGCGGACAUCCAGUGGAAUCUGAAGAACUGUUUAAGAAACAGACACAUUUUUGAGCUCAUUUCAAAGAGAAUGUGCGAUCGGGGUUACUCCAGGACAGCAGAGCAGUGCCAGACCAGGAUAAAGCGGCUGAAGCUGAAGUUUCGCCAGUGCUGCGAUAACAAUAAAGAUGGAGGGGAAAAGGUGUUCUGCAAGUUUUACGAUCAGUUGGAGCAGAUCAUUGUGAAUAAGCCCCUCGCAGCUAGUGCUGUGGACGUGUGCGCUGACAGCGUGGGAGAGAGCACCUCUGCUGCCCAGGAAUGCAAGGUGCAGGAGAAUGCUGCCGGUUCCAAUCAGGAGAGAGGAGCAGCCAGCAUCCUGGUGAACAACAAAGCCAAUGACAUCCCAUGUGGAACGGAACAAGACAAGUACGAGACCUAUGAUCACACGGAGCCAAUAACUGGCUCCGGGGCUGGGGCUGUGGAUUCGUAUGGUGACAGCGCUGGAGUGCCUUCAGAAGCGGAUUCUGCUGCCGAUUCGGAUCUGGAGAGAGCAGCCAGCAAGCCGAAGACUGAUGGAGCUAAGAAAAUCCCGUGGACAAACCAAGAGACCCGUGUGCUGAUUGACAUCUGGGGACAGGAGGACAUUCAGCAAAACCUAAAAGACUGUUACAGGAACGGACACGUUUUCACUGUCAUCUCAAAGAGGAUGUGGGCUCGAGGGUACUCCAGAUCGGCGGAGCAGUGCCACAUGAAGGUGAAGCGACUGAAGUCUAGUUUCUACCGGUGCGUGGGAGCGAGUUCAAGUGGAAGGGAGCAAGUGCUGUGUAAGUUCUACCACCAGCUGGAACAGAUACUUGGGAAUAAGCCUCUAGUGUCCUCUGCUGUGGAUCUGGGCAGUGACGGCGUAGGAGAGCCCUCGUGUGCAGGGGAAGUGUCUGCAGCUGGAGAGACUGUUGCUGCUUCUGACCUGAAGGAAGAUUGGCAAGGAGCAGUCAAAAUGUCCAUGACUGACAGAACCAACAAUGUUCCUUGGUCAAAGCAAGAGACCCUUGUUCUUAUUGAUCUUUGGGGAGAGGAUGAAUUUCAGGAAAAUCUGAAGGGAUGUAUCAAGAACAGGCAUCUCUUCAGUCAGAUUUCAAAGAAGAUGGCUGCCCGAGGAUACUCCAGAACACCACAGCAGUGCCAGUCAAGGGUGAAAAGACUGAAGGCGAGUUUCCGCCAGUGCUCUGACAGCAUUGCAAGUGGAAGAGAACCAAUGGAAUUUAAGUACUACCAUAAACUGGAGCGCAUACUCGGCAAAGAGCUGCUCACCGCUGCUCCUGUGGCUGUGGACUCCAAUAAUGACACAGUCAGAGGGACCACAUCUACAGCUGGAAUAUCUACAGUUGAAGACUCCACUUCUGAUUCUGACACGGACUCAGAUUCUCAGAGAACAUCCAUCACAGUGGUUGAUGGAAGCAACAGCAUCCCAUGGUCAGAGCAAGAGACCCUCGCUCUUAUUGACAUCUGGGGAGGGGAUAAAAUCCAGCGAAAGCUGAAGGCCUGCAUUAAAAACAGACGCAUUUUUGUCGUCAUUUCACGGAAGAUGUUCGCUCGAGGGUACCCGAGGACACCCGAGCAGUGCCAGUCGAAGAUUAAGAGACUCAGUUUGAGUGCAAGAGAAGGAUCAGAAUGCAGUGAACUGGAGUGCAUAAAUGAAGUCCCUGCCACUGCUCCUGUGGUGACACAGGAUGAUGACACAAAUGGAGAGACUCCCUCUACAGAUGAACUGUCUACUGCUGAAGCAUCUGCAGAUUCGCACGGAGCAGUGAGCAUCACGAGAGACGGAACCAACAACGUCCCGUGGUCAGAGCAAGAGACGCUCGUCUUUCUCGACCUUUGGGGAGAGGAUGAAUUUCAGAAAAAACUGAAGGGAUGUAUCAAGAACCGGCCUGUUUACACUCAGAUUUCGAAGGAGAUGGCCGCUCGAGGAUACUCCAGAACACCCCAGCAGUGCCAAACUCGGGUGAAGAGACUAAAGUCAAUAUUCCACCAGUGCUCUGACAACAUUGCGAGUGGAAGAGAACCAAUGGAAUUCAAGUUCUACAAUAAACUAGAACGCACGCUCGGCAGUGAACUUCGCACAACUGCUCCUUUGGUGGCACAAGCUGAUGACACAAAGGCAGAGACUGCUGAGGCAUCUGCAGGUGGAAAACCCGCCUCUGAUCCUGGCAUGGACACAGAUUCUCAAGGAGCAGCCAGCAUCAUAAUGCUGGAUGAAACCAGCAACAUCCUGUGGUCAGAGGAGGAGACCCUUGCCCUUCUUAAUCUUUGGGGAGAGGAUGAAUUUCAGGAAAAACUGAAGGGGUGUGUCAAGAACAGACAUCUCUUCAGUCAGAUUUCAAAGAAGAUGGCCGCCCGAGGAUACUCCAGAACACCACAGCAGUGCCAGUCGAGGAUCAAACGACUGAAGACGAGUUUCCGCCAGUGCUCUGACAGCCCGAGACAGCAACAAGUGGAAUGCAAGUUCUACAAUCAGUUGGAAGCAAUCAUGGGAGAAAAGGCCCCAUUCUCUGCUGAUUCUGACCAGGAGAGAGGAGGGGCCACAGCGAGUCACACGUCUCCCAGCACCGCCCCUGAAGCUCCGCCCCCCCGGCCUCGGCCACACAGGUGCUCCCGGUGCGGGAAGGCCUUCCGGUUUGAGUCGCACCUAGUACAACACACGCUGACCCACACAGCGGGGCGCCCGUUCGUCUGCUCCCAGUGUGGCAAGACCUUCAGCUGCCCGCGGUACCUGGCGAAGCACCAGCUGACCCACAACGGGGCGUGGCGGCGGCGGCACCCCUGCCCCCACUGCGGCAUGCGCUUCGGCAACGAGUACGACCUGCGGGGCCACCUGCGCACCCACACGGGGGAGCGGCCGUACCUCUGCCCCCACUGCGGGAAGAGCUUCGCCCAGCUGCAGACCCUCACCAGGCACCAGCGCAUCCACACCGGAGAGAGGCCCUUCCUGUGCCCCCGGUGCGGGAAGCGCUUCUGCUCCUCGGGCGAGCUGCUCCUCCACCAGCGCUCGCACACGAAGACCCGGCCCUACGCGUGCUCCGCGUGCGGGAAGACCUUCUCCAGGUCCAGCAGCCUGACGGUGCACCAGCGCUCGCACACGAAGACCCGGCCCUACGCGUGCUCCGCGUGCGGGAAGACCUUCUCCAUGUCCAGCAAACUGACGGUGCACCAGCGCUCGCACACGGGCGAGCGGCCCUACCCCUGCCCGGAGUGCCGAAAACGCUUCUUCACCACCAACCAGCUGAAGCGGCACGUGCGGAUCCACACCGGGGAGAAGCCCUAACGCUGCUUGCUUUGCCAGAAGAGCUUCCCUCAGCCCUUUAACCUGACGAUACACCAGCGAGCCCAUAUGGGAAACAGGAGCUGAGGCAUGCUGUGAGAUGAUCUUGCCAAUACCAAUAGCGGUAUUGUAAUGUCAUUGCAGUUGGUGCUGAAAUGCCUGUAAUGUAAUGAUCAGGAUGUGUGUUUCUGCCGAGCGGAGUAGCUGGUUGACACUUCUCACAAAACAGCAGAACAGGAAGAGCACAUAUUCAAAAGCCAGUCAUUUAUUUACAAUCCGCCAAAAAACCUGCCUGAGCACACAGCCAAACCAGUCAUCAUCCUGCAGCCUUACACAUGUAUUCAUCUUGCCCUUAAUUGGCAGGUGAGGCCAAUUAGCCAGUGGCUGGUUUGGUACAAUUGAACAAUGUGAAGAUUUUUGUGCAAGUUGUCAAUGUAGUUUAUUACGACCUGGGGGCUCUCCAGUAAAUUUGCUCUUUUUCUGUGUUGUAUUUACUCUCCUGGGAUCGCAUUUUGUAUUCAG
Molecule: messenger RNA, 5490 nt
Organism: Megalops cyprinoides (Indo-Pacific tarpon)
Lineage: Eukaryota; Metazoa; Chordata; Actinopteri; Elopiformes; Megalopidae
Exons: 25
Coding region: 1-4971 (1656 amino acids)
Biological process (GO): regulation of telomere maintenance via telomere lengthening; telomere capping
Cellular component (GO): shelterin complex
Molecular function (GO): telomeric repeat DNA binding
Source: RefSeq, a predicted model, not a curated record